Molecule: messenger RNA, 8373 nt
Organism: Ictalurus punctatus (channel catfish)
Lineage: Eukaryota; Metazoa; Chordata; Actinopteri; Siluriformes; Ictaluridae
Gene: rgs19
Product: regulator of G protein signaling 19
Exons: 6
Coding region: 254-919 (221 amino acids)
Source: RefSeq, a predicted model, not a curated record
CUCCGUCAAGGGUGUCGAUUCCGAAGCUGAAACACUGGAGAAGGGAAAACGAUACUGUAUUCCUAUAUAUAUAAACAGAAAAAAAGAAAGAAAGAAACGGAUGUGUUUCAGAAAACGAAACGGCUACCGCCCACCAGACCAUUUUAAUGCCAAAAUUGAGAGGUCCGCAGCCUGCGGGGGGAUGACAUGCAUGUGUCCAGGCUUUUAACAACGUUGAGGAUUGUAAGACUAGUUGGCUGUCGUCCGCCAAGCCAUGAUGGACAUUCUGUACACAGGCCCUGUCCCAGCAGAGCGCGAGUCUCCGAUGACACGGAGCGAGAUGUCCCCGAGCCGCGCGCAACACUCGCCCCCCACACAGAGACCCAAUGCCUGCUGCUUCUGCUGGUGCUGCUGCUGUAGCUGCUCUUGUCUCACUAUUAGGAGAGAAGAUGAGAGUCGCCAGAGAUUGAAAGCCCAGGAGACUAAGCUGGAGACCAUACCAAACUGUGAAGCUUGCACCAAACCAACGGUGGAGGAGAUGAAACAGUGGGCUCAGUCCUUCGAUAAGCUGAUGAAGAACCCGGCAGGCCGGAACGUGUUUCGCGAGUUUCUACGCACAGAGUACAGUGAGGAGAAUAUGCUCUUCUGGCUGGCCUGCGAGGAUCUGAAGAAGGAAAUCAGCAAGAACAUGAUAGAGGAGAAGGCACGCAUGAUCUACGAAGACUACAUCUCUAUUCUUUCACCUAAAGAGGUGAGUUUGGACUCGCGGGUGCGGGAGGUUAUCAACAGGAAGAUGCAAGACCCAACGCCGCACACGUUUGAGGACGCACAGUUGCAGAUCUACACCCUCAUGCACAGAGACUCGUACCCACGCUUCCUCAACUCACCCAUAUAUAAGUCACUGGUGCAGGGGGGCUCACGCUCCUCCUCUGAAUCUUAGACCCACGUCUAUCCAUUUUUCUCUCUCUCUCUCUCUCUCUCUCUCUCUACACAUUCAUCCUUCCAUCACACAACCACUAAAGGAGAAAGUACAUGUUGGCUUCUUGUCAUGGUUGGAUUAUGCCUCUUUUCCCCCAGUGUUUUGCUUUGCCUUCACCUCUCGUCUGUUGUCUUGUCUUGGAGGACAGGCCAUCCCUCAAGAAUAUUCUGCACAGACUGAAACUGGAAGACACAGGGUUGAAGAAGUAGUCAUAGUCAUUCCACUGCUUGUGAUGACGGAAACAACUACUGAUCCACGCGAGUCUCUUUGUCCUUUGCUCAUUUUUUCCAUAGGUAUGUGUACAAACACAGUUUAAAACUUGUUUUAUCUUUUUACCUGAUGUCAUGAGUUGACAAAAGACGAGAGAGCUUCUGCAAUAAGACACACUGGAGUCGACUUUCUCCAUUCCGCAUACGACCGGUUUGCCUAUUAUCUAUGACCUUUGACCUGUCCACUGUCUCCCUUCUCAGAGAUCAGCUCUUGAGACAUGGGGUUGGGUAGUGGUGGAUGGUUACGUUUGGUACCGGAGGGGUUGAAAGUUUCCCAGUUGCAAAAAAAAAGAAAAGAGAAAAGAAAAUAAUAUUUAGAAUGUUAACAAGUUUUAACAAAUACUAUUGAAAACAACAGGAAAUGGAAAAUAGAAAAAAGUGAGUGGUGAGAAAAUGCUUAAGUCUUAAUUAGACUGGUCACUCAAAAUGCAUUUUAAAUUUAGUAUUGUUAAUGUUAUUUAUUUUCUAUUUUGUCAACUUUUGUUCUUGUACAGUCAAUUUUAAAUCCGGUACGGAUGACGCAAACCGAGUGAGUGCUUCAUAUUGCACUGUGCGUGUGUGCGUGCGUGUGUGUGUGUGUGUGUGUGUGUGUGUGUAAGCAAACCCCGGCCUCUCUGGCACAUCCUUAUUUACAGGAUGAAAAGCUUGAUGGGUCACAUGACACUUUCCUUGGCAAAAAUUAUGAAAAAUCAGAGAUGCUGCUUUCUGGGUUUCUCUUCUGGAUAAAUUCCAGUGUUUCUUUAGUAAUUUUUCAGUAUUGUAAUAUUUUGGCAAAUAAACUCCUUAAUUCAGAUGAAUUUAUAAGUAUUGUUUAUAGAUGCAAAGCACCUCAAAACCUCAUAUGUGUAUGUUUUUUAAUCACAUAUCAAGCGAAACCAGUGUUAGUGUUGCUAUUACCUUAUAAUAUAAUCUGGACACUGUUCUUAGUAGUUUAAAUUUGUCUGGUUGAACAGUUGCACUGUGAUUUACCUCACUUGUGUGUCUUCCUAUUCAUGUUGUCAUUUAUUAAUCAUAAGAGGCAACCUAUAAGGCUUUACCUAACAAACACUUCCAUUAGAAUAAAACCAGAACAACCCCAGCUCCCUUCAAUUAUUGGACCCAAAUCAGGCUAUAGAGAUGAACUCUGGUAAAACACCAAGCAGUUUAUAGAAAAGUGGUGCUUCACAUCUAUGACAUUGUGUGUCCUUGUUGACAUUUCUACAGUUUGUGAACAGUCACUUAGCAUGAUGAAUGGAACUCUACCUGAGCAUCUUGGCCUUGGCUUGUGUACUGUGCGGGACUUACAUUCAUUGUGCCACACAAAUAGAUUUAUUGAAUUCAUCUGAUUUUAGGACUAUUUCACUGCCAAAAGUCUGAUCUGGGCUUCAGCGCACAGAGGCUUGGGAUAGGACAUCCUAAUAUUGGAUGGUCACAGAGAUCUGCAAGCAAACACACACUUGGGCCCUGUCCACAUGUAUAUGGAUAUUUCUGAAAACAAUUCACAUAAAAACUGUAUUUUGGGUCAUUGAAAAAGGAGGUUUUGAAACCAUACUCCAAGGUGGAGAAAUUUUAGAACUUAGUUUUUACUGUUUUAGUGUAGACAUGAAAAACUUUGUUUUUGAAAAACACUGAUGUCACAGUAUGAAUCUGAGCUUGCCCAUUGUAGUUUGCAUGUGUAAUGGAUGCUAGUACUUUGUUUAUCAUGCCUGCUUAUGUGAUAUUUGUUAUUGUGUUUCUAAUUUAAUUUCUCUUUCUAUUAAUCUUACAUCCGCAUACAGAGGUGCCUGAAUCCAUUAAUAGGACUCAAGUGUAACCUUAAGUAGUAGUUCUACAUCAAUGUCCGGCUACACAUAUGAAUUUGACAUUUUUCAUUUUAGAACUUUUGGGAAACCACAACCCUGACCAGCAUAAAAAAGUUCAUGAAGAUGAAUGAAUGACUGAAUUAACCUUUGGUGAUUCUCCACAUUUCACUUUCUCUACCACUCAUUCCACAUGCUUGCAAUGAAAGUACGAAAUACUAUCGCUGCCUUCUCAUGGCCUCUCAAUGUUUUCAAAUCAUUUUUGCAUUUUCAUAUGGACAGUGAUAUACUAUAUGCCCAAAAGUGUGUGGACACCUGACCAUAACAUCCAUAUGUGGGCCUUCCAUAAUAAUGCCCAUGGUUUUGGAAUGAUCAAUAAUCAGGUGUCCACAUACUUUUGGCCGUAUAUGUAUUUUCAGAAAUGCUGUUUGUGUCGAUGCGAUUUUGUGUUUUGUUUGUGUCUUUUGAAAGGGGUAAAAACCACGUUUUCUAAAAUAUCUGUAAAUUUGUGGAUGGGGCCUUAUAGAGACAAACAGCUUUAACCAUUAUUGUUUAUUGUGCUGAUAGUGAUGGUACUGUAUAUUUCGAUGAAAAUCAUAUUUCUUCUGGGAAUUACAAGCUGCAGCCUAUUAUUGUAAUGCUGAGUGGAUGGGUUGAGCUGAGCGGAUGCAUAUUACAACUUCUCCCCCAAUAACUCACUUAAUCCAUAGAGCAGUUGGUCUAUUAGUAGUACGUCAAGACUACUGGAGUUGUGAAGACUUUUGUAAACACCUUACUUGCUCAUAGAACUACAUGAGCCCUUCAUGACAGCUGACAACCCUUUAUAUAGCAUUAUUCCAGCAGUCAUCAGCUGACAUAAAGGCACUUGCAGGUUUACAUAACACAAUUACAUAAUGUGACUGAUACACCAGAUAUACACUGAGCUACAUCAUUUAGUGUGAUAUUCUAUUGUAAGUAAGUCUGGAAAGUGUCACAACACAGCCUUAUGUUACCAAAACUGUUACUUGAUUCAGGUGUUAUAACAGCUUGACUUCAAAUAAAUAGAAAAAGCUGUCUUUACGGCAGUUGAUGCCUGUUGGAAAAAUCAAUUAAAUUAAUGUAGGGUUAAAUAAGUUGUGAUGAAAGGCUUAUGCAGGUGCCAUGUAGCACUAUGUAUACCUAGUAAAGUGUUCACAUUUUCCUACUUUCUCAAGGAGCUUCAAUUUCAGUUUAUCAUCAAAAACCUCAUUAGAAAAUGGCUUAAAGUCUGUAAAACACUUCCAGUAUCUUUGACAUGCCAUUGCUAAAAAAACUUAGUGACUGAAAACCUUCAUAGACAUAAAUCCAAUACAGAAUUAACUUCAUUAUACUACUGUAAAAGUGUAGAAAAAGUAAUCACUGUAUAUUAUGUUGAUUUUUAGUUAUUGUUCAGCGACUUUUUAUUCUACUUUAAAAUUCCCAGGAAUUAUCCAAUAUGGCAAAAAUAGUUAUAGUCAAUGUAAAACUGCUACAAGAUUCACUCACUCACUUUCAGUAAGCACUUCUCCUAUUUGGGGUCGCUGCAGAUCCAGAGCUUAUCCCGGGAACACUGGGAAUACACCCUGGAUGGGUCCAUCCAUCACAAUGGUACCAGACUGCAACCAGUAAAAUGUUCAAUGUGAACAUUUACUAAACUGUCUCUAUGUAAAUUCUAGGCAAGUCCUUAUUUUAGAUUCAUUAGCUGCUCACCCACACACACACACAAUGGUAUUUGUUAUAGCUCAAUCACAGCACAAAUUGCCAUUAUAUUCAAUACAGUUAAGGCAGUGAAAUGGUACCAUAUGCAUCAACAGUUCCAGGUUUCCCCCAAAAAUGGGAAUUUAUUUUAAUUGGCACAAUGCCACGUAAAAUGUCACUUUAUGACCAGCAAGCUUUCUAGGAUUCCUUUUGCUGUAGGUUAUAGCCUUCUGCAUAUGCCCAAAUGGUACUUGGUAUGAACUCCAUUUUGUAAUUUCUAUUAAGAAUGGAGUUGUGUAGAAGACCUGAAAUCAAUGCUGGUACUACCACUGUGAGCUUGUUUACCUCCCAUGCCAUCUUUGUCUGUACAUUUCAAAAUGUGAAUAUGAAAGACAACCACUGUUCUGUGUGCAUGUGUGUUUGUCCUCAGUAUGAGUGAAAAAUUGGGCAAAUACAAUAGGCAGUGUUAUGAACUCAUUUAUUAUGGCACUGAUCUAAAUACUGUUUUUGUUCCAUUAGCUGUAUUUGUGUAAAGCCAUUUCUACCUGACUGAUAUAGACAUGCCUUUCCCCUGAAAUCCCCAAUCUGGAGGAGGUUUUGGGUCGUGUUUCAAUAUUGUUUGUAGCAGUGUGCUCAUUUAAGAAUCCUUGUCACUGUCGUAAGGGCCUUUCCAGUAUCUAAUUAGCUUAUUAGCUCAGGUGAAUUCUUUUUGGGUAAGCAGUGGGAUGGCUGGGGUAUCGACUGAGUAUGUAACUGAGAAGCAAACCUUCUAGGCAUUGCAACCUGGGGUAAUUUUGUUUUCAGAUUCAGUGGGGCUAUUUAUAAAUGUAUACCGAAGCAAUAAAAUAUUCAAUAAUUUAUACUGGGGUGUUAUAUAGCCUACUACUCCCUGAACAAUUACGGAACUAACAGAAGUGGAAAAGUUUCAUUCCUUACUCAAGUAAAAGUGCAAAUCUAAAUAAAUACUCUGGUAAAAGUUAACAUACAGCUUCAAAUUUUUGUACUCAGGGUAAAGUACUAGAUACAUCCAAAACAUAGCUAAAAACAGGUAAAUAUUUGGAGCGAUAGGAUAUUAGGUCACUUCCUUUUUUCUUUUUAAGAUUUGAAGGAUGGCUUUUUAAUCAUAAGAAGCUCAUGAUUUUCCCCUCCAUUUUGGUGUCACAUCACUAGCAUGAAUGGGUACAAACAUCACAUGUAAAAUGUAGAAAUGUACAUAUAACUGUAUUAAGGGAUCAUCCACCCGCCUUGCCACAUCCAUUAGAAUGUAGAAUUUUAAUCAAUUACUUGCAUAAAAAGUUACUUCGUUCCAAUAAAUAUUGUAGAUAUUAUAGAAUAACCAAUUUGUUUUAAAAUGUACUUUACUUCCCACCAUUGCUAAUAACUUUAUUUGUUAGCUUGUUUGUAAGCUGCUCAAAACAAAUAAUGAACAAAUCACCAAGGAAACUGAUUCAACUAUAUGCUUGCUGUGUGUUGUGAUUGAUAAAUCUUCCUCCAUUAAAAUACACACACUUUUUUUCAGCCCCUUUAAAUGUAAAAUAAAUUCCACAGAACUAUUCUACAUAAUCCAACUAGGUAAAUAUUAGGUUAAAUAUUUAAUUAUGUACAAUUUAGUUUGCCUAUUUAUGGGAGCCAUAGAGCAUUUAUGUGUGACUUCUUCAUCAUCCACGUUGACUUAUUUAAAAGGUGUACGUUUUUUGAGUUGUUGAGUUUUGGAUUAAACCCAUUCAGUUCAAGUGACCAGUCAUGAUAUAUUUGAUCAUGGAACCCCUGGAGGUCACUGAUGUAGACUUCCACAUGCUCUGUGAGAGGGAUGACAAGGGUAUGCCAAACAUAAUUGAAAACACACCUUUCUCCUGAAUAGUUAGAGAAAAUGCAUUCCAGUGCUUUGGUUCCAAACUGAAAUGAUCUCUCCCUGAUUUCAUAUUAUAAUGUUGCAAGGCAUUUACAGUCCACCAGUCCUCAUCAGAGAGGUGUGUUUGGUUUAUGUAUACAAAAGAAAUCAAAUUACAGCCACCAGUGCUGUUUUCAUUUGGUCAUGGCCCUCUCGGCACACCUUUUAGCCUUUCAUUAUAACAUUAUACUUAUUAUUUUUUUUAAAUAUGUAAAUAUCUAUUUAGCAUAGAAUAUAAGGAUUUUUAUAUGAUGAAAAUGUCAGAGACUUUAACGAUAGAAUGAAACAUUCUAUUUAGAAUUAUUAGUUUUAGAUUUAUCAGCUUAUUUGUCAAACAGGAUUCAUAGUACAAAGUCCUUUUGUUUUAUUUUCUCAAAUGAAAUACCAGUUGUGCAUGACAUGUACAUUUGUGUUCAUUUUAUAUAUAUAUAUAUAUAUAUAUAUAUAUAUAUAUAUAUAUAUAUAUAUAUAUAUAUAUAUAUAUAUAUAUAUAUAUAAAUAAAAAAAUAUAUAUAUAAAAAUAUAUAUAUAUACAUACACAUACACACACACACACACACACACCAUGAGUGUAUAUAUUUAUUUAUAAUGUGUAUGUUUGUGUGUGCGCAAUUUAGUAUUGUUCAUAUUUUCCAAUAAGAUGUGACCAGUCUAAGGUGUGUACGAGGGGUGUGUGCGUGUGAAAUAAUGAGUGUGUAUGAUUUAGUGAACCUGUCUAAGACAGUUCAGAGAAGUUAAGGUACUAGUUGGGCCUUUGGUCAUAUUUUUUUAAUCCUAGAUUUAUACACAGAAGUUUAAAGACAUAUCAACCCUUCUGUAACUACUUCACACACUAGACAACACAGGCCAAACAGACAUUUUUCCACAGUUAGUGUUCAAAAAUGUUUACAUACAUUUCUCUAGGUGCCAAAUUAGCCUAGCCUUCUUACAGUCUAAAACUGAACACAUGAGACUGCAUAUGAACUGUGUUAUGAUGCUCUUAUAAUAAUCCUCUGCAUAACUAAUGUAUGUCCAGCACUCCCCCCAUCAAAAAUCUGUCCCUUCUUUUUCUGUACUACUUUGUUGUGUGAGAAUGCUGUUAUUACUUCUGAGAGUUUUGAAUCCUUGUGGCCCAGCCUCUGUCACACAUACGUUCAUUAAUUUUCUAACUCACAUUUUAUUUGCUUCCUCCUGCCAUCCACAGCAAUGUGCCAUGCAGCAGAGACACAUGUUCUACACUCAUGGACUUCUAUGGACAGUUAUUUAUUGACAUUAGCAUUACAUUUUAUAAAAUAUGUGUAUGGACCAAAAUGCUUUUGUUUUAAGAUUCUCACCAAUCAGAAAGGACUUUACAUCCCCACCAUCAAUGCCAUAUCAUCACAAUUUUUGAAGAUGACUUCAAUAAGAAAUUAUCCUCAUUCAUUCCUUGACUUUGAAAUGGGUUGCAUUUUUUAAAAAUGUUUUUAUUUUUCCUUUUUUUUUUAAAGAAGAUAUGAUUAUAAUGACAAUAAUAAAAGAUGUUUGUGUUAUUAUUCAGUUGUGACUUUUAAAAAAACUUGUCCAACUUAGCUUUACAGUGGAAAUGAUUGUGGGGUGUUAAAUAUUAAGUUGGAAUAAUGAGAUAUUUCAAAAUAACCUAAUGCCCUGAAAUAAUGACUUAUUAACUCGAAAUAAUGAUAACAGCAUGUCAAUAGUGUCACAAUUUGUGGUUGAGGGCUUCUGUUGAUAUGAGCCAAUAGUGCUCCUAAUAUAUUAGCAUUGUAUAUCUUUGCUUUUAUCUGCUAAUACAUUUUAUGUAAUUAA